Molecule: messenger RNA, 2412 nt
Organism: Vespula pensylvanica (western yellowjacket)
Lineage: Eukaryota; Metazoa; Arthropoda; Insecta; Hymenoptera; Vespidae
Product: transmembrane protein 222
Exons: 5
Coding region: 224-781 (185 amino acids)
Source: RefSeq, a predicted model, not a curated record
GUUCUGUCCGGUAAGAAACCCGACAUGAUUGCAUAUAAUUUCGUUAGCUCGCAACUCUGUUACGUACUGUCCUAUUAGGGUAUAAAGCAUUUUUACGGCAUCUUCUGCGCGACUACAUACACUUCUCUCGCAGUUUUAUCAGUUUAGCUUUAGUAUUGAGUAAACCGCGGCGGAGUUCACGGCUGGCUUACGCCGUUUAGACGUCUGGCCAAAUUGAAGUAUAAUGAAUCCAAAUUUAUUAACGGAUGUAAUAUCUCAAUCGACACCAAGUUCACCAGAAAUGGAUCUCACUAUAAAUCCAGAAAGACAGAGAUUUCCCUUUUGUAUUGUUUGGACUCCAUUGCCCAUUAUAACUUAUUUAAUACCAUUUAUCGGUCAUAUGGGAAUUUGCACAUCAACUGGUGUAAUAAGGGAUUUUGCUGGUCCAUAUCACGUAGCUGAAGAUCAAAUGGCAUUUGGUAAACCUAUCAAAUAUUGGCAGCUUCAAUAUACGAAAGCCAAGGGUGGUGUGCAAGGAUGGGAUAUGGCUGUAUCUGAGGCUAGUGAAAUUUAUAAAACCAGAAUGCAUAAUUUAUUUUUCGACAAUUGUCACUCACAUGUUGCGAAAGCUUUAAAUUUAAUGGCUUAUGAUAAUUCUACAAACUGGAACAUGGUAAAGCUAGCAGCUUAUAUAGUCAUAAAAGGAAAAUAUAUAAAUUUUUAUGGUUUUCUCAAAAAGUGGUUGCCAUUUUUUUUACUUGUCAUCAUUAUAAUGAUUCUUGAUACAAUUCGCGAUUUAUAAUUUAUAUUAUUAAUUAUAAUGACAAAUGCAUAAACAACAAUAAACGUUAGUAAUCUUGUUAUAUAUAGAAUUUUAUAGAAAUUCUAGAAUUGUAGGUAAAGAUUUGUAGUUCUUACAUUACAUUUUUAGUAUAUUUGCAGAAAUUAAUGUUAAACUACAAAAAAGGUAUAUGUAAAUAUGUAUCUAUAAUAUUUAUGUUUGAAAAAGUUUUACGGUUGCAGUAAGUUAAAAUACUAAAAUGUCAAUACUUAAUAUUUUUCUCAAAAUAUUUGGUUUGAUCUCAUGUUAAGGUUAAUAAUUAAAUUCUUUGCAACAAGCUAAUAGUUUAUCUUAAAAUAAUUUUGUAAUAUUUUGUAUGUAUUUGAUUACAUUAAGUAAUGGCAUUUAAUCAUCAUCAACAAUGAUAAAUAUAAAACUUGUAAACAAUAUUUACAAUGACACAAAUGUCAUUUAUAUAACUAUUAAAUAUCAAGAAUAUGUCCUUGUGCACACUUUGUGUCAUAUAUCUGCCUCCAAGUUUUUUCCUGAGCGAAUAAGGAAAUACAAGUGUCAUUAUACAUUGCAAGCAUGGUAGUACAAAUAUAGUUAAAACGUACAAUUAAUAUGUAAAUAUUCUUUCGUGAAUAAUCUUUAAGAUAUACAUUGUCACUAAUUAAAAUUAUUGUAAUUAUAUUUAAUAGGACCAUAUACUUGGAAAUUAGAAUAUAUCUAUUCCAAAUUCACAAAGUAUUACAUCACAAUUACAUAUAAGCAAUAAAUAUAUAAAAAAAAAAGAAUGUCGAAAUUAUAAAGCAAUUACUUUUAAACUAACAUGUAUUUUUUAAACAAUAUUGAAAUAUCAGAAUUCAUUAUAUGUGAUUUAGAAAAUAAGAUUACUUUUUGUCUAUAAAUAUUUAGAUAACAUUUAUUGAUUACUCAUCAUUAGUGCUAUUCAUUUCUGAAAUGACACUCUUUUCGUGUGAAAAAUCAUAAUCUAAAUUUUGCUCCUCUAUUCUUUGGAUAAAAGAUAAAAUUUCAUUUGCACGUAGCCUGUCAAUCUCAAAAUCAUUAUUCAUAUUAUUCUCCAAUUGUUUACAUAAUUUGAAUGGCACUCCAUUUAAAUAAUGUUGCGUAUCCCCUUGCUGAUUUUGUUUAGUUGAAUCUGUAGGUAGCGUAGGAUAGGUUGAAGCGCCACUUAUGAGCGGAUAUAGGCCACCACCAGGAUACGGUGUUCCAUCCUGAGAAUUUUGAGGAACAGGAUAUGUUUGUCUCUCUACAUUUACAAAUUCAUUUUCUAUGUUACUAGAUGACAGAUCUUCAGUUGAUUCGACCGGUGAUUCCUUGUGAUGUUUCUUUUUACCAAAAAACCAAGACAUUAUCUGCAAACAAUUUGAAUAGGAUUUAAUAAAGAAAACGAAAAGUAACAAUAAUUGUAAAUUAUACGAAUGAUAAACGUAGUAUCGACGUAAAUUGCAUUCCACGUCAAUAUGCUAAUGCGUCUAUCUUAUGUAAAAAUUAUAAAUCGUACAUAUAUACGUCGUAAAACAUUCUCUUUGAAUUAACGAAAGAAACAUAAAGCAUUACUCACGUGUUAAAACCGAAAAGAAAAUGAAGGAAAAGGAACACAAUAAAGAUUCGUCCUUAAAAACUGA